Photinus pyralis (common eastern firefly) is the source of this 1858-nucleotide messenger RNA. RefSeq names its product solute carrier family 35 member C2. The transcript has 7 exons. The coding region runs from base 105 to 1286 and encodes 393 amino acids. The record is from RefSeq and is a predicted model, not a curated record. Gene Ontology annotation, cellular component: cis-Golgi network; endoplasmic reticulum-Golgi intermediate compartment; Golgi apparatus. Gene Ontology annotation, biological process: UDP-glucose transmembrane transport. Gene Ontology annotation, molecular function: antiporter activity. NCBI's taxonomy places the organism in Eukaryota, Metazoa, Arthropoda, Insecta, Coleoptera, Lampyridae.
UUAUGUAGCGGUGAAGCUUUGAACUGCAUCUCUAAUCACAAAUCUCCAAAAUGUAAGGUUAAAUCUUUAUUAAUGUCGUUUACAAUAAACUACUAAACAUCCAUAUGGUUGGAAGAAGACAAAAAUAUGAGGUAGUAAACUGCCUGCCGGAUGAAGAAAAUGACCUGGAGGUGAAAACCCAAAAAUUACUAACAACACAAUGUCUUUGGUAUUCGUUUCGAAACAUCCUACUUAUAUCAAUAUACUUUUUCUUUUCCAUCGGUUUAACGUUUUACCAACGAUGGCUGUACCAGAGUUUUCGAUUUCCUCUAAGCGUAGUGAUCGUUCAUCUAAUUGUAAAAUAUUUGCUCGCUAGUAUUAUACGAACCAUUUUAAUUAAGCAGCAAGGAAAGCCUAGAGUUACGUUAACUUUUAAAGAAUAUUUCAUUGCCGUAUCGCCUACUGGGAUUUUUAGCGGUAUUGAUAUUGGGUUUUCCAAUUGGGGUCUAGAGCUAGUCACAGUGUCAUUGUAUACGAUGACCAAGUCCACAUCGAUAGUAUUUAUUUUAUUUUUUGCAAUUUUACUUAAGCUCGAGAAAAAGUCGUGGAGUUUGUGUACUAUAGUCAUAAUGAUAUCAUUAGGAUUGUUCCUGUUCACAUAUCAAGCGACACAAUUUAGUAUUAUCGGUUUUAUAUUACUUAUACUUGCAUCGGCUUCAAGCGGCGUUCGAUGGACCUGUACACAGCUUCUUUUACAAAAAUCCAAGAUGGGUAUGAAAAAUCCUAUAGACAUGAUCUAUUACAUGCAACCGUGGAUGAUCGUAUCCGUUUUGCCGUUUGCAGUUGGAAUGGAAGGCAUCUCUUUAAUUACAAACUGCCAACUGUUCCGAAACGCCGAUUAUAUAGCCUCGCUCGAUUUGUGUUUCAAAAUCCUGCUCGGCGCUGUAAUAGCCUUCCUUAUGGAAUGUGCCGAAGUAAUGGUGAUCUCACACACAUCUAGUUUAACAUUAGCCAUUGCGGGCAUAUUCAAGGAAUUAUUACUGUUGACACUUGCGGUUGUCGUAAACGGCGAUCAUAUUUCAGCAAUAAACGCGAUCGGUUUACUCCUUUGCUUAUUAGGAAUCGUAGGUCAUGUGAUACACAAAGUACGGACAGUGCAACAUAUAAGUUCCUUACGACUGCAAGGAUUGGAAGAGGAUAAAUUUGAGGUGCCCUUGUUAUGUGGGAGAGGGUGCGUAUUUUACAAAAUUAGAAUGGCGUUAACAAGAAAUAAACCGAUAUCGGCAGGAUUAGUAGCAAUUAUUUGAUUCUAUGGAGAGAAAAGCCUUUUUAUCUGUAAACAUUCCGUCUUAUUAUUAUCACUUUAAUGGUGUUCCUAAAAGUCCAAGCUGUGUUUCCAUUCAAUAAAUGAGUGAUAUUUUCUUGUAGUUUUUUUAAAUGUGUAUCUAUUGUUACUGACUGUUACGUAUUUUUCAUUUUUUGACUGUUAUGUUAGAUGUUAUUUCCAUGUACGACAUGAAUUAGAAGUAAGAAAUAAUGAUACUAGAAUUUCAAAAUCAAGGUUUGAUCAUUUUUAUAUAGUAGAUACGUCAAUCACCCAUUGGCAAUUACUUUUAUUAAAACUAUAACAAUUCUACUAUCACUGUUUCAUACCAAUUAUUAUGCUCGUGUAUAGGCCUUCAUAGUACUAUGUAUAUAUGUACCUAGUGUUAAUGUACCCACUCUAUUUGGAGUGAUAAAAAUGUAUUUUUGUAGAGAUUAUUUAGUUACCAUUUAAUAUCUAUUUGUAAAAGUAUCCGCACAGAUUGUAAGAAUACAGUUCAUUCGUAUACCUAUUCUAGCACUUUAGAUGAUGAAAAAUAAAGACUGUUUUAAAGUU